This is a messenger RNA of Parnassius apollo (apollo), 2067 nucleotides long. The record is from the annotation of a GenBank genome assembly. Lineage: Eukaryota; Metazoa; Arthropoda; Insecta; Lepidoptera; Papilionidae.
AUGCCAUGUUUCCACUCAAGCUAUCCACAAGGACCAAAUGUGCCUGCGGCUCCUACGUCUCUAUCACCAGGAGGAUUGAACGCUCCAAGCCAUCCACAAGAACCAUAUGUGCCUGGAGCUCCUCCGUCACCUGGAGGAUCGAUCGCUUCAAGCCAUCCACAAGGACCAAACGUGCCAGUGGCUCCCACCUCACCGGGAAGAUCGAGUGCUCCAAGCCAUCCACAAGAAUCAAAUGUGCCCGGGGCUCCUACGCCUUCAGGAGGAUCGAACGCUCCAGGCCAUCCACAACGACAAAAUGUGCCUGCGGCUCCUACGCCUUCAGAAGGAUCGAACACUCCAAGCCAUCCACAAGGACCAAAUGUGCCUGGAGCUCCUACGUUACCUGGAGGAUCGAUCGCUCCAAGCUAUCCACAAGGACCAAAUGUGCCUGGAGAUACUACGUCACCAGGAGAAUCGAACGCUCAAAGCCAUCCACAAGGACCAAAUGUGCCUGGAGCUCCUCCAUCGAGUGCUCCAAGCCAUCCACAAGCACCAAAGGAGCCCGGGGCUCCUACGCCUUCAGGAGGAUCGAACGCUCCAAGCCAUCCACAAGGACAAAAUGUGCCUGCGGCUCCUACGCCUUCAGAAGGAUCGAACACUCCAAGCCAUCCACAAGGACCAAAUGUGCCUGGAGCUCCUACGUUACCUGGAGGAUCGAUCGCUCCAAGCUAUCCACAAGGACCAAAUGUGCCUGGAGCUACUACGUCACCAGGAGAAUCGAACGCUCAAAGCCAUCCACAAGAACCAUAUGUGCCUGGAGCUCCUACGUCACCAGGAGGAUCGAACUCUCCAAGCCAUCCACGAGGACUACAUGUGCCUGGAGAUCCUACGUCACCAGGAGGAUCGAACGCUCCAAGCCAUCCACAAGGACUAAAUGUGCCUGGAGCUCCUACGUCACCAGGAGGAUCGAACGUUCCAAGCUAUCCACAAGGACCUAAUGUAUCUGAAGCUUCUACGUUACAAGGAGGAUCAAACACUUCAAGCUAUCCUCAAAAACCAAAUAUUCCUGGUGCUACAACGCCUUCAGGAGGAUCGAACGCUCCAAGCCAUCCACAAGGACCAAAUGUGCCUGCGGCUCCUACGCCUUCAGAAGGAUCGAACACUCCAAGCUAUCCACAAGGACCAAAUGUGCCUGCGGCUCCUACGUCACCAGGAGGAUUGAAUGCUCCAAGCCAUCCACAGAGACCAAAUGUGCCUGGAGCUCCUACGUCACAAGGAGGAUCUAACGCUCCAAGCCAUCCACAAGGACCAAAUGGGCCUGGAGCUCGAGGAUCUACCGCUCAAAGCCAUCCACAAGGACUACAUAUGCCUGGAGAUCCUACGUCACCAGGAGUAUCGAGCGCUCCAAGCCAUCCACAAGGACCAAUUGUACCUGGAGCUCCUAUGUCACCAGAAGGAUCGAACGCUGCAAGCCAUCCACAAGGACCAAAUAUGCCUGGAGCUCCUACGUGUUCAGGAGGAUCGAACGCUCCAAGCAAUCCACGAGGACCAAAUAUGCCUGGAGCUCCUACGUCGCCAGGAGAAUCGAACACUCCAAGCCAUCCACAAGGAACAAAUGCGACUAGGAAUCCUACAUUGGGAGGUUCAAAUACUCCAAGCCUUCCACAAGGACCGUCUAACACUCCAAGCAACCCACAAGGACCAAAUAAAGCUGGAUUUUCCACAUCAUCUGGAGGAUUUAAGGAACGAGGCAGUACAGCAAAACCUUGGACGACGGGGGAAUCUAAGUCUCCAAGCUACUACAAGGACCAAAUGUGUCUGGAGCUCCUACGUCUUCAGGAAGGUCAAAUACUCCAAGCAAUCCACAAGAACCAAAUGUGGCUGAAAGUCCUACGUCACCAGGAGGAUCAAAUACUCCAAGCUAUCCGCAAGUACCAAAAAUGCCUGGAGCUCUUACGUCACCAGAAGGACCUAAGUGACAAGUUAGUCCAACAAAACCAUGCACAUCGGGAGAAUCAAAAAUACAUGGAUCAUAUUUGUCUAGUACUCCAGUCUCUCCAAGAGGGCAUACGGGAUCAGAAGGCUUGA